UGCCCCGGCAAGGCCACAAGCUUGUGGUGUGGGGUGGGAGCUGGGUCCUUUGGCCGAGGAACACGAAGCGAGAGUCAGUGGUCCGUGGAGCCAGUGACAGGCGCUGCCAGGGAGACUUGAUCCCGAACUAUCCAGGCUGGAACCGGUGGUCUGCCAAAAGGGUGAUGUGAGAAAUGAAGCCAAGUACAGACCCAAGGAUCUUAUCACUAGCUGGUGAAGUUGCAAAAAGUCCUGAGCAUAAUGUCCCUGUUAUACUGUUAAAGUUAAAAGAAAUAAUAGACAACAUACCUUUAGGAAGCCCAGAGUUGAUGAAAAUCAAACGAGAUAUAUAUGGUCAUGAGCUCAUUCAUUAUUGCCUCUUGGUCCUCGGUCAAGAUGGUUCUCAAAUCCAGGGUGGUUGGACUACAGUUUGCCAGAUUGCACAAUUAUUAAGCAAUUGCUGUGUGGGCUUGGAGCUAGGGGAGGAUGCAGAGGAAUUUUACAAGGAAUUGCUUCCAUCAGCUGUAGAAAACUUUCUACUUUUGGCGAGACGAUUGCAAAUGCGUUUCAUCAAUACAGCUAAGGUUGAAGAAAAAGAUGAAUUCCUAUGCUUUUUCCAAAUUGUGGCUGAUUCUCUCUUCUGGUUAUUGGGAGGCCAUGUUCAGCUCGUACAGAAUGUACUACAGAGUGAUCAUUUCAUAUACUUAUUGCAAGGUGACAAUGUUCAAAUAGAAUCCACAGUCUUGGCUAUGCUACAGAAUAUGCUACAUAUGAACAGUGGCUCUUUACAGAGAAUAGAAGGAAAAACCCUGCAUUCAAUUUUAGAUGAAGUUGUUUCCAAGCUUUUUUCCACUCCUAGUCCAAUUAUAAGAAGGGAUACUACAAAACUUCUACUGUUGAUGAUUGAAUGCCAUUGGGAAAUUUUGAUUUUCCUGAGACAAAGCGGCUGCUACAAAGGAUUCAGAAGACUACUAAGUCAACAGGAAACUGGAACAAAAUUUAGUCAAAAACUUAAACAGCUUGUUGACAUUUUAAGCCCCGCAGUCUAUCAGAAAGUAGAAGAGCAGAAACUACAUCAAGCAGCAUGCUUGAUUCAAGCUUAUUGGAAGGGUUUUCAGACUAGAAAGAGAUUAAAGAAGCUUCCAUCUGCUGUGAUUGCUUUGCAGAGGAGUUUCAGAUCUAAAAGAAAAAAGAUACUGCUGGAGCUAAAUAGGCAGAAGGAAGACGAGGACCUCAGAUUACGUUUGCAACUUCAAAGACAGAGAGCCAUGAGACUUUCUCGAGAACUACGGCUGAGUAUGCUUGAAAUAGUUCAUCCAGGUCAGGUGGAGAAACAUAAUCAGGAAAUGGAAGAGAAAUCAGCACUGAUUAUUCAGAAACAUUGGAGAGGGUACAGAGAAAGGAAAAACUUUUACCAACAGAAGCCUUUCCUCACAGAGUAUAAAGCAACUGUUACACUUCAAAGAGCAGCUCUUAAAUUCCUAGCAAAGUGCCGGAAGAAAAAAAACCAAUUUGCUCCUUGGCAAGGGCUCCAAGAACUCAGUGAUUCACGCAGAGUUGAACUAAAGCAACAAGUGGAUGACUAUGUCAGAAGGCAUUCAGGCUCUCAGAUGUCAGAUGUGGCCAGCAGGGAGCUCCAUGCCCAAGCUCAAGAACAACUGCAGCACUACUUUAUGGGCAGGGCCCUAGAAGGGAGAGCCCAGCAGCACAGAGAGGCCCUGAUGGCUCAGAUCAGCACCAAUAUUGAACAGUUAAUGAAGGCACCAAGUCUGAAAGAGGCAAAAAGGAAAGAACCUGAGCUAUUCUUAAGUAGAUCCAGGCCUGUGGCAGCCAAGGCCAAACAGGCCCAUCUCACUACCCUGAAGCACAUACAAGCACCCUGGUGGAAGAAGCUUGGGGAAGAACGAGAUGAUCCAAAAGAUGAGCUUAAUGUAGAAUUGGAAACUUUAUUCUUUGGUGGAACCAAACCCUCAUAGGAAGAGAACUGACACAAAUCUUGUAUUUUAGGAGAGUAUAUUGUCUGUGCCUCUGGCAUGCUGGUAGACUAGAGCUAUCCUAACUCAUGAUUUUCCAGAGGUUCUCUCCAAACAAGACUUGCAGUAAGCAAAGAGUUAUCUUCUAUCUCUCUCUCAAUUCUCUUUUUCUUUUCUCCACACUCCCAUUCCUGGCUACACA
This is a messenger RNA of Carlito syrichta (Philippine tarsier), 2154 nucleotides long. It is a transcript of the gene IQCB1, whose product is annotated as IQ motif containing B1. Gene Ontology annotation, biological process: cilium assembly. The transcript has 15 exons. Gene Ontology annotation, molecular function: calmodulin binding. The coding region runs from base 174 to 1955 and encodes 593 amino acids. Gene Ontology annotation, cellular component: cilium. The record is from RefSeq and is a predicted model, not a curated record. NCBI's taxonomy places the organism in Eukaryota, Metazoa, Chordata, Mammalia, Primates, Tarsiidae.